Argiope bruennichi is the source of this 778-nucleotide messenger RNA. RefSeq names its product histone H3-like. NCBI's taxonomy places the organism in Eukaryota, Metazoa, Arthropoda, Arachnida, Araneae, Araneidae. Gene Ontology annotation, molecular function: structural constituent of chromatin; protein heterodimerization activity; DNA binding. Gene Ontology annotation, cellular component: nucleosome. The record is from RefSeq and is a predicted model, not a curated record. The transcript has a single exon. The coding region runs from base 98 to 508 and encodes 136 amino acids.
CCAUAGACAAUCAAGAUAGGAUCUCUAAUCUCCUCUUCUUUAACAAUCUAUUAAUAGUUUGAUUUUAGAGACUUCUUGAGAACAUCUAAUUAGAAAUAUGGCUCGAACCAAGCAAACUGCUCGAAAAAGUACAGGCGGGAAGGCUCCCAGGAAGCAACUGGCUACCAAAGCAGCUCGAAAGAGCGCUCCAGCCACUGGUGGUGUGAAGAAACCCCAUCGAUACAGACCUGGAACAGUAGCUUUGAGGGAAAUCCGACGAUACCAAAAGUCGACAGAGUUGCUGAUUCGCAAGCUACCCUUCCAACGCCUGGUGAGAGAGAUUGCUCAAGAUUUCAAGACAGAUCUGCGGUUUCAAAGUUCGGCUGUGAUGGCUUUGCAAGAAGCGUCGGAAGCUUAUUUGGUGUCCCUCUUUGAAGACACCAACUUAUGUGCCAUUCAUGCAAAGAGAGUCACCAUUAUGCCUAAAGACAUCCAGUUGGCAAGGCGUAUCCGAGGUGAGAGAGCGUGAAGAAUUUUAACUUGAACUCUAAAUCAGUGGCUGCAAGACGAACUUGCUAAUGUUUCUCAAUUCGUAUUGUGAGAGGUAAAGAGAUCGAAAGAAACUGACAUCUGCUAAGUAGUAUAGACGUAAUUGGCAGUGGGAUCUGACUUGUCUGUAAAUAUUUUUUAGAACUUUUUAUUCGGUAUGUUAACCAAUGCACUUAAAUCCUAAUGUUUUCAAUUUUAUAAAUGCCUUAUUUUGGUAAGCUUCUAAUAAAGGCUUUUAUCUCUAAUCUGA